UCGAAGAGAAAACACCUUGAGACUUACCGAACUUUCUGCUUCCUGCAAACAAAUUUCCAAACCAGAACUUCCUGCUGAAAAGUCUAAACCAAUCAACUGUGCGCGGUCCCUAAAUUACCCUACAAACGAUGCACUCUAGCGGCAGGGGCUUUCUUACGCUCAUUCUGUGUCUAUGCGAAGCCUAACACGGAUCCAUAUUCCACCUGGACACGCCGUUUUCUAAGGACAUUGUAAAACACGAAAAAAUCGCUUUUUCUCUCUCAAACAGAAGCCUGGUUGUGCUUCUAGCAAAGCGAGGGGCAGCUCUGGACCGACUUUGCAGGUGUCACGGUCCAGCAAGAGCCAAAGAAGAGUCCAAGGCAGCCAUUUGGAGGCAAGCUCGCCCCGGCGAGCCGCUCAGGUCUGAUAGCUGCACUGGAUCACUGAUUGAGGUUCCCUCUAAAUUAUAACACUGAAAACAAUGGCAACAGAAUGUAUAAAAACCUGCUGUAAAUUGUGUUUCUGCAUGGACAAGGAAAAAAAUGAUUCAGUUUCCAUGGUGCAGGAAUCUGAAGCAGUAGCUGCAAGCAAGCCAACUAUUGUAGAGCAGCCUCCAUUGUCUUCUGUGUCAGUGAAGCGUCAAGUUGGCUGUUCUGAGGAUUAUUUGCUUUCCAAACUGCCCCUGGACGGUCAGGAGGUACCAUUUGUGGUCCCUCCAUUCAAACUGGCUUAUGUACAGCCAAAGAAUCUUCCAAGUAUCUCACAUGCUGGAGGGAUUAAAGAGUCAGCCAGAGCGUCGUUUGGCGAGCGGAAGGCAGAGCUGCACGGCGCAUACCAGUGGCCCGGCUGUGACGUGUCCAACCCCUUCUAUCUGGAGCAUCGCGUCUCACCAGAUCUCAUCAGGCGCUUCCAGACAAAAGCAGAUAGCAGGAAAUUGUAUGGAUCAGUUAGUGAUUUAAGGCCCAGUGCUUUGCCUGGAUCCCUUGAUGUAAGUCGUUCCAUGUUUGAUCUCAGGAGCCCACCUCACCGAUUCAUGAAGAGAUAUGAUUCAGUCUCCAGUGUACCUAGCAGUAGUUCUUCAAGGAAGGAUUCACAAGGCAGUAACAGGAGUCUGGAUACUAUUACAUUAUCAGGUGAUGAACGAGACUUUGGAAGACUGAAUGUGAAGUUGUGUUAUGUUUCUUCUGUGGAACAGAUUUGGAUCACAGUUUUACAUUGCAAAGACCUGAGCUGGCCUUCUAGCUGUGGGGAAAAUCCUCGUAUCUGUGUCAAGGGAAUUCUCACACUGCCCAAACCAGUGCAUUUCAAAUCUUCUGCCAAGGAGGGCUGCAAUGACAUUGAAUUUAUGGAAACUUUUGUUUUUGCCAUUAAACUGCAAAGCCUGCAGGCUGUCAGAUUGGUAUUCAAAAUCCAGACACAGACUCCCAGGAAAAAAACUAUUGGAGAAUGUUCCUUGGCACUGCGGGAGCUGAGCUCACAGGAGUCGAAUCAUUGGCUGGAUAUAUCUCCUCCUUCCAAAGCACCUGUGUGCCGUGCAGAACUUCAAAUAGGAACUUGUUUUCAAGCAAUAAACAGGAGGAUACAGUUACAGAUUCUUGAAGCACAAAACCUUCCUGUUUCAUCUACACCACUGUCUUCAAAUUUCUUUGUGAAAGUUGGAAUGUUUAGUACAGAAGGGAUCAUCUAUAAAAAGAAGACUCGCCUUCUGAAGUCCACUAAUGGCCAAGUGAAGUGGGGAGAAAUGAUGGUUUUUCCAGUUAGCCAAGCAGAACAAGGAAUUAGCUUUCUCAUCAAGCUCUACAGCAAAAGCUCAGUGAGAAGAAAACACUUCCUAGGACAGAUCUGGUUAAGUUCUGAUAGCAGCAACAGCGAAGCAGUAGAGCAGUGGAAAGAUACCAUUGCAAAUCCUGAAAAAGUUGUUGUUAAAUGGUACAGCAUUGGCCCAUCCUGAAGACUGGAGAUGAAAUUCAGAACUGAUUUUUCUACAGAAAUUCAUAUGCUAUCUAAAAUAGUAUAAAUUAAAAAUAAAGAUAUUUUCUAUGCAAGUUCUUCAAAAGUUCCCCACUGCAUCAUGCCUCUGUGGAAACGGAAAAUUCAUUUUCACCAAGAGAAAUACUGGCUAAAUACUACUAAAAAGAAGACUUGGGAAAUGGAAAAAGUGCUCAUUUGAUUUCACAAAAUCCAUCUUGGAAAAAAAAGAUGUUUGCCCCUCUUGGAUUUCAUAAAAGCACAGAAAUUCCAUUUUGGAGAGAAGCAGCUUGAAUCCACUCUGUUUCACUAGCCACUGACAUCAUGCUCUUCUGUGUUGUUGUCUUUGGCAGACUCCAAAGUCCAGGGAAUGGGUUGUGUCAGUGGCUUGAUUCUGGGUACCUGUGAGCAUCUGGGGUGGCUGACACCAUUUGAUCAGGAUAACAUGUGCCUGAGCAAGUGGGAAACUGUGGCAGGCAGGAGAGGGCAUAAAGGGAAGUAGACAAUAAGGCGGUACCCAUAGGCUUUUGUAAUCUCCAUUUUGGAUGAAGGGUUCUUCAGAAGGCUUAGCUUGAGCUUGCCCCCAUCCUUUUCUCAAAACAGAGAGAUGGAAAGAUAAAAGUUCCUUUGACUUUGUGAUCUUUACAAGAGGGGCCCUCCAGACUUGCUCUGUUUGGGUAAAUUCUGGCUGGAAUCAAUGGAAUAGUAGAAAGAGGCAAUGACCCUGCCUAGGAUCAGAGCCAGUGUUUGUAGAUUGCUUUCUUAUAUAGAAUACUUACAUGUAAACCACUUCCUAUCUAGUCAACAUGCUCUAGCAUUUUCUUACAUUGCCAAAACACAGGGUAACAUGUACAAAAGAGUAAGCAAAGAUUUACUGACUUAUGUGCUUUUUGAUUAAUUAAUUUUUUUUUAUAAUUAAAAUGCAGCACUGUAAGGGAUUCAGACUUUUUAAAGGAUGGGCUGCUACUGCAGAAGUAUUUGUUACAUGUUUAGGACACUAAAAAUUAUGUGUGGGAGUAUAUUUUUAUUACUCGUUUCUAGUAAGAAGAAAUUAACAUUUUUUAUUGCAAAUUGUAUUUUUCCAAUAAAAUCCUAAGAUUAUAUUUUCUAUUAGCUGCCAUAUUUUCAGGUGUUUAUUCACAGUUAUUUUUAAGGUGAGGAAACACCAAGUAUAUACUUGAUAAUAUAUAAAUCUAAAAGCACAGACCUCUUAGCACUACUUGAACUAACCGAUUAAAAAAUACAUACAUAUUUCAUUAACUCCACUGCUUACAUAUGUACUAUUGGCUGUCUGGACUGUACAAAUAUGUAUGUUGGUAUAGAUGCUGAAUAAAUCUACCUUUCUUCGUAACUUGGAUCUGAUUCCACCAACUGACAGGAACUAAAGUGGCACUGAGAGCACUCACUGCUGGAAGACAAAGGAACAGGGGGAGCAGAGAAAAUGCUGUAACAGGAAAGCACAUCCUUUUCAAGCAUACAGCUCAGAGCAUCUUUACUUCAAGUUUUUUGUCUUUGAGUGUCAGGAAAAAAUGGAAGCGCAUAGAAUUUUUUUUUUUCAUCAGUUGAUAAUUGCAACUUUAGAAACUUCAACCAUCCAGUUUGUUGUAGUUGAAAUUUAAUAUUUUGAAAACAGAAGGAUUUUUACAGACUUGUACAUACUCUGCUUUUCAACCAGUCAUUAUAAAAGAACUGAAAAAAGAUUAUGCAUGUUACUUGGAGAACAAACAUUGGUUCUAGCUCUUACUCUUUGCAAAGCUCCCAGUAGGCCCAGAGGAUCUUGACUGAUACUGAUAAUUUUCAGCCAGUUAAAACAGCUGGGAGGAGCCUGGCUGGCUGGGGAAAAUGAAAAAAGGAAGUGGGCUGAACUGAUAUUUUUGGAGUAUCUUUAUUUGAAUACAGGGAUCUUUUUCAUUCAUUGUGGCUGAACAUUUUAUUCAUUGUGGCAAUAAACAAAAGUGCAAACUAACUGUUUCCUGAUGCAGAAUGCUGUUCUGUUUAAAAGAGAGAACAGGGAAUAUCCCAGUGUUUUGUAGACUUCAAUUACCACAGCAGUGGUUCUACAGCGUUUGCCAACUCAGUGGAUGCUGUAUAAAAUGGAUUUUGGGACUGUUUUAGGAAACUUGCCCUUCUAAAGGUCUAACUAGUCUCUUUUUUUUUUUUUUUUUUUUUUCCUAUGUUAAUAUUUAAUCUAUAUGUUUAUAAUAAAAUCUAUGAACAGAAAGUAUUCCUUUUUCCCCAAUUGUUUAUACUAAUGUUUAGCAGCAUCUCAAAGUGAAGUUCAAUUCCUACUUCUUUCACUGAGAAAAUUCCAGCUAACAAACACUGUUCUGUUUGCUGGGGAGUGAACUGCUGACACGUGGAGGAGAUACCUAAAGGUUCUCCAUGCAGGAUGCACACAGGUACUGCAGCACUCUGAAGAGCUGCUCUGAGACACUGCCUCAUCCUGUGCUCAUUCCCAAGCUUUGGCAUGUUCUGCACCUGUGUUCAUCUAAGGAUUCAGUGAGUUAACAGUUGGCAUGCAAGAAGAAGGAAAAAAGAGGUGUCCUGGGACUCUCUUCUGUUGGUCCCAGCUGUAUGUUUUCCCUCUAAAGCAUCCUCAGCCAGUAUUUUGAUUGUUACAUCCAAGUUUACUGUCAUUGAAUAUACUGUUCAAGCUAUUUUGCCAGUCCACUUUAUUUGUAGAUAAAAGGCACACAUGGUUUAUAGUUGGAUUUGCUCUUGCUUCUAGUCAGUGACUCACCUAGUUUCCUAAUCUAAAGCAAUUCUUAUUAAAGCAGCAGAGGUUCAGAGAUGCACCAGUUCUAUUUUGGUCAGCUCCGAAAUGGAUGUGGAUGAGCUGGAAGAACAGUUAUGGUCUUAUAUUAAAUAUUAUUCAUACAGAGAUCUGUGCCUGCAUAGUUAGAAACCAACCAUAGACUGAACUUGAUCAGAUUUUCAAAAAAGUGUGUGUAUAAUUUCACUGGUUAAUCAAAAAUGCUGUUUUAUUUAUUUAUAACUAAUAGCAUUCUGUUUGUAAACAAUGUUAACCAAUUUAUUUUUCAAGUUUUUAUGUCUCAGUGACACACCAUGGCAUUCUUUUUAAGGGAAAAAAUGUGAGAUUCUAUCUCAGAAGAUGAGUGGGCGUAACAGUUUGUAAACCACAUUAUCAUACAACAUUAUGUGGAAAAUAAUUUUAUUUGAGCAUCUGAUCUUAUGUGAUCACAACAUAAAUAGAGCCAUGUUGUUAAAUCCAUUAGGCAUCUAUGGUUUUUCCUUUUGUUGGCAGAACAUCUGAAUAAAACUAAAGGUGAUUUUGUAAGCA
This is a messenger RNA of Passer montanus (Eurasian tree sparrow), 5248 nucleotides long. RefSeq names its product tandem C2 domains, nuclear (gene TC2N). Gene Ontology annotation, cellular component: nucleus. NCBI's taxonomy places the organism in Eukaryota, Metazoa, Chordata, Aves, Passeriformes, Passeridae. The coding region runs from base 461 to 1930 and encodes 489 amino acids. The record is from RefSeq and is a predicted model, not a curated record. The transcript has 12 exons.